GAUCAGUUCAGUUUGAACGAUUAGUGCGCAAGCCGUCUCCAUCCGUCAUCGUCGUCGUCGUCGUCGCUGGUAGUGUUGCGACGUUCUUGCGUGGACGUGUUCUUCCUGCUGCGAUCGGUGCUGGCGCAAACUGGUCGCGCAUAUCCUGACGCGCGCGUUCAAGGAGCAGAGGCAGCCGUGUAUUUGCCGUAUUACCUUCGCGGUGUAGUUGUGACGACAAGUGACGACAGUGUGUGUGUGAGCGUCGAAUGGUGACACUUGGCUCAGUUUAUGGUGUUUGUGUACUAGUUACUUUAUCUGUGUAGUGCUAUCGAAUCCGGUCGGUAUAAACGCACCGCACAGCGCACGUAAACAAUAACAAAACGCGCCCGCCUGUUCCAACCUGUUGUGCGGGUUAGUGUUUAUCUUGCCGGUGUGCAGUGAAACCGUUCCCCGGUGGCCAACGAUAAAACAUGCCGGGAAAGGAUUGCUACGAGCCGAGUUUUGGUGCGAUCGUGGGUGCGUACAAGUCGCCAGUUCUAGUGUCCCCGCAAGCUGGUGCGCAACAACACCCGCAGGAGCAACAGCCACAGCAGCAAGGCAUCGAUAACGGAGGUAAACAGGCGGCGGACGAUAGCGAACCACCGGACACUGGCAUUAUCGGGCCCGGUGCGCGCCCAGUAUCGGAACGAGCAUCUCCGGGCGCGUCGCGUGCGGAAAGUGAUAGUGCGGACCAUCGGGCACGUGAAGCGGACGAUCGGGAAGCGACGGUGCCGGACGCGAGUGCGACACACGACACGUUGACCGGUGGUGGAACGGCGGAAGCUGGUGCGACGAGUGCGGCGAGUGGUAACACACCCUCGGUGAUAACGUCCUGCUCGAAGGUGCUGCUCGGCACGGACCCGGUAAAGGGGCCGGCGUACGGUGCGGAACAGCCGCUGCAGGAGCAGGAAGCGAGCCCGGGCUCCAGCUCACCGCCCCGCUUCUCCACCCUGCAAACCGUCAUCAACAGCAGCAGCAGCAGUGUUGGCGGAUAUCCGGCGGCGUACCAACACCACUGGCCGUGCGAUUUAACCUACAAACCGGUGGACCAUCGGCCCGUGUCGUCCCCCUCGAGCGAGCCGUCCGCGGGGGAGCUUACCCGUCACCCAACGCCAUCGCGCGGCGCCUACAUCGGCGAACCGGACGUGGCCUCCUCGCCCUCCCAGGGCCAUCUGGCCGUGGUGAGCCACCUGAAUCCGCUGGUCUGCUCGACGGCGGACCCAUCCCUGCUAGGCGGAAUGCGCGGCAACCUGCUCUCGAUGUACUCUUCGUAUGCGUCUCCGCUGGGCGGUGGCCCGCACCACCAGCACGACCACCUGGACGAGGCCACGGCCCUGCACCAUCACGUACAGGCGCAGGAUGCGCAUCUGCGAGGGGACGACGAAAUGUCGGCAAUACAUCACCAUCUGCACCAGCAACACCAUCACCAGCAGCAACAGCAGCAGCAGCAUCACGCACAGCAUCAUCACCAUCAUCAUGAUGUGGUCGCCCAGCAGCACAGCAUCGACGACAUGAUUGCCGACACGCUCAAAGACGAACAGUGCGGCAUGGUCGACAGCUACCUUACCCCCACGCUGGUGAGCGAUCAUCACCAUCAUCUCGGUGACUCGCCCACCCAUCAUAACGUGCAGCAGCAUCAUCACCAUCACCAGCAGCAGCAGCAUCUGUCGCAACAUCACCUGCAGCAGCACGGCUUGCACGAAUCGAAGGAGUACGCCAGCAUGUACCACAACAACAACGACAAGAGCGUGAUCAACUACAAUCAUGCGGCCACGAUCGCGGCAGCGCAUCACCAGCAGCAGCAGCAGUCCGACCAUCACCAGCAAAACACUCACACCCAUACCAGCAGCGGUGGCGAUUCGCGCAGUCCCGAGUAUUCGCACGCGCACGACGAGUACGACGGUGGGCUGCAGAGCUUCACUCAGUUGAUAAAUGUGCCUCGAGCGAGCGAUACGGCAGCGUCGAUGUACCACCACCGCCACCCGAUGUCAGCGGAGAGCGAUGCCGGCACGGCCGCUGGCGCCACGCCGAACGGUGGCCAAACGCCGACCACCACCAACACCGCCACCUCGUCGCCCGGUCCGGCCGAUCAUCUGGUGCAGCUCGGUGGGACAGGCCCGCAGGCGGGAGGCCCCGGUGCCGUGCUGCUACAUUCGGUCGAAAAUGGUACGGGAGCCCAGGAGCCGGGCACAGUUACCGGCACCGAUGGCAGCAUCUCCCUGUACGACACGCUGCAUACGAGCGUUCUGGCGGGCGGCCCUUCGUACGGUCGCUGUUCGUUCCCGAGCAUGCAGUACUUCAACGGCAACCCGACCGAUCAUCUCUGGUCGAGCGGCGUAUCCGGUCUGGAGAACGAUUACAUGAAAGGUUCCCUGCCCGCGUUCCAGCGGAUCGUUUCCGGGACCAACACGUCCCGCACCAAUCCGUACAGUGCCGUCUCGACGUCGUACGCCCAGCAGCAGAAUGACACAUGGUCGCAGCACUACGAUACGGGCAGCAUCGCGUACAGUGUGGCCACCUCCAGCACGACCCCGGUGACGGUGAACAGGCGGGCGGCGGUGGCAGCAGCGGCCGCCGCGGCAGCCGUGGCCACCACCACCACCACGCACUUUCCAGCGGCCGCCUCCCUGACAGCACUGGGCCUCGAUGCGGACUUGUUUACGGAGGGACGAGAGUGCGUCAACUGUGGUGCCAUUCAGACGCCCCUCUGGCGUCGCGACGGAACGGGCCACUACUUGUGUAACGCGUGCGGACUCUAUCACAAGAUGAACGGCAUGAAUCGUCCGCUGGUGAAACAACCAAGACGUUUGGUAAAAGAUCCUAGCUCGGCAAGACGUGUAGGACUGCAAUGCUCUAACUGCAACACAACCAACACUUCGCUGUGGCGCCGCAAUCAAGUCGGUGAACCAGUCUGCAAUGCGUGUGGACUGUACUACAAACUGCACAACGUGAACCGUCCACUGGCGAUGAAAAAAGAUAACAUACAGUCUCGUAAGCGCAAACCGAAGGGAAGCAAAAAUAGCGAUGGUAACGGCAAGAGUAAUGCUAGUAACGCUUCGGCUAACCGUCAGACCAAUUCGAGCAGUAGCAGCCUAGCCGAGACACCGAAGAAAACAGAUGGUCUCAAGUUGAUGAAUAUUGCGGAAAACUCUUCUUUCGACAAGCUGCUGCCAUCGUCACCGUCAAGCGAGGGCAGCAAUCAGUCGCCCGCGCACCAUAACCAUAUGUCCCCGAUCUGCUACACGCAGCAGGUCCCCUCGCCAAUCACCAGCACUUCCUCGAGCGGAGCAAUCGUUAGCAACAGCAAAUACAACAACCAGCAACCCAAAGCCACCAAUGCCUUUUUGCUACAGUCGCCCACACCGAUGAACAUGUUCGUCGGCAGUCCCACGGGCGGUAUCGGGUCGGGUCAGCAUCACCACCAUCAGCAUCAUCAAUCCACGGCUGCCGCUGCCACCGGGGCACUGAGCCCGGUGAGCUACAGUAUGGCGGGCGUUGGGCAUGGAAACAAUAACGGAUCGAUCGUUAGCUCCAAGUAUCAGCAAAGCCCACCGCAAUCGCCCGAGGACAUGCUGUACUACGAUAUGCUGCCGGCCGAUGUGAACGGUAGCGUCGAUCAGCACUCGCUGGGCACGAUUGUAAAGAUGGAACCGAUGGGUGGAAAUCACUACGCCAGCUACCAGCAGGCACUGCACCACGAGGGUCACAUGGUUGGAACGCUUGGCCACGGUCAGCACGGACCGGGGGCGCACAAUCACAGCCGCAGUCCUUCGGUCGCGGAUGAGGAGAGUGAACAGGCUCACGGGCAACAGGAGAUGAUCGAGAGCAAGCACAACAUCAACCGCCCGACCGUGGUAUCGAUGACGCGAUAAGGUGCUGGAACAGGUGACGUGAAUGGCGCGAAUUGUCACACGUGUACAGAUGGACGAAUCUCGAAUGGUCGUUUGUUUCUGUCUUCAGGGAAGCUUCUCAUACCAAAUGAACUGAAUAACGCAAAAGACUCGACGAAUGUUAAGAACAUGUUAAGAAUGUAGGAUUAAAGCGUUAGCUCUACUGCACGUACAGCACCGCACACGCACAAUGGGUUAGCUGUAAGAAGAUGGUGGAGCAAUGCAGCAGAAAGAUGGGAACAAUGCAUCUCCACCGAAAGGAGUGCGAUAUUGUCCAUUCCUCAAUUAGUGCAAUUAUGACAUUAGGUGUAAUGUAGUAUAAAGCAACAACCACACAAAAAAAGAACACUAUCCGACACUCUACCACCGUUUGGUUAGUUGUCAUUUACUUUAGGCUACAGAAAGGAUGGGUCGAGUGUAUCUUCUAAUCACGUCAAUGAGUAACAAUCUCUUAGCAAAUAUUAUGCAAUUUCUUUAUGAUGUAAAUGUUUUGAUCUGAUCGAAUGCAGGGGAUAUUAACAUUAGAAUAGCUGUAUAUAAUGUUCCGAAUUACUCUAGCAUCGAGCUGGAAAGCAAAACAAAAUGUACAGAAAUUAUCUGCUCUCUGGAUACUUCGCAAUCGUUCCAAAUUUGUUUUUAGCAUACAGUAGCAUAGCAUUAAGUUUGAAAAGUGCUGGCGAGUGGAAUGUGUGUUAAAAGGAAAACAGUUAGCCAAGUUUUGUAUAAUAAUCGUUUGUUCAGUCCUAUUUUUGCAAGAUAAUUUUAGGUUUUUUUUUAAUGAGCAAUCAACACAACUCGUAAUAAUUCUAGACAUUUAAUUCAACAUGAAAUAAUAAACAUAAUUUUAAAUAUAAACUGGUGUUAUUUACUGAGCUCCGUUAGCAAACAAUUGUAGAAGUGGUUGUGUGACGACGUAAUUGUAAAUUGUACGAUCAAAACCCAACAGAUUCUUGUGAUUAUGCAGUGAUGAAAAGAGAUAUAUUAUAACUAGAUCGAAUGUCUGAAGAGCAACGAAUCACCUAGAGAAGGUCAAAACUAAACAAAGCCACUGUAACGUUUCAUUUACACCUUCUUACGUACAAACAAGGGAAUCCUUAGGGAAUCCGUACAAACAAGGAAACAGUGUACUUGCAUUUUUAGAAUCACUUGCUUCAGUAAUUUGCGAAAAACAAAAAAAAUGUGUGCUCGUGUAAGGUCAGUGCUGAGCUUUGAAUGAAAUUUGUGCAAAAUUUAUUUUGGUAUCUCCUACUGCACCAUUACUAUCUCGGGAAAAUAUAUUUGAAGUAAUAAAAAGAAAAUAAUAACACUGCAGCUUUCUCCGCCGUACACAUGCGACACAUCCUCUAACGGGUCACUUUUUCUAGAUGAUCUAGGCCGGAGGUUAUUAAACUUUGUGGCAAAUAGAGUCAAAAGGAACAAAUUCCUAAUGUAAGCAGCAACGUUGUAGCGAGCAACUUUGCUUAUUUUGCUGAUAGCUGAUUUGAACCUUUUCACCGUACACGUGUGACUUGAAUUGAAUUGGCAGGCAGGAUUUGAAGUCCUGUUCCCAACGUUGCGAUGAGUUAAUUUUGACAUGUUAGCUUCCCACCAUGCUAAAAAUUUCCACGAAAUUAGUAAUGCGCCCAGUCCAAUCAUAAUAAUAACUUUUAAUGUUAAUAUUAUUAUUGUUAGCAGAUUCCUCUCCAUGAAUCAUAGUCACCAUCAUGAUCAUCAUCAUCAUCACCAUGGGCAUUAUUCAAGGAAAGAGCUGUGUAUGUGUAUGCGUAACAGUACAGAUAUUUGUUGCCUGUUGGUGUUGUAAAGACGGUGAAUAUAAGCGCUUUCUGAUAUGGGGCGUGAUAUAGAUAACGCUUAUGUACUGUAGCAGCUUUUUUCUCACUCUUUUCCGACCAACGUCCCCGAACGUUACUUGUAUGUGUGUGUGUGUGUUAAUGUGAAGAGAGUGUAGAUGUAACGGUGGUGCAAUCACUUGGAACCACAAGCUCAAUAAAGCAUACAUUU
Messenger RNA from Anopheles coluzzii, 5912 nucleotides. Its product is annotated as box A-binding factor-like. The transcript is spliced from 8 exons. Bases 453 to 3893 code for a protein of 1146 amino acids. Gene Ontology annotation, molecular function: DNA-binding transcription factor activity, RNA polymerase II-specific; RNA polymerase II cis-regulatory region sequence-specific DNA binding; zinc ion binding. NCBI's taxonomy places the organism in Eukaryota, Metazoa, Arthropoda, Insecta, Diptera, Culicidae. Gene Ontology annotation, biological process: negative regulation of transcription by RNA polymerase II; positive regulation of transcription by RNA polymerase II; cell fate commitment. The record is from RefSeq and is a predicted model, not a curated record.